UCAUUAACAGAAGAUGAGUCAAACCCAAGAGGAUUGUGGGCAUUUUAAGAGACAUACACAGAGCAACAGGUGCAACUUAUCUUCGUGGUGGAAGCGCAUCGAGGCGCCUUCUCUGACCUCACGAGUGUCUAACCGCAGCACUUGGGAAAUAAUGGACCAACACAUUAUAAUAUUGACGACCCGGAGCGUCAACAGGCGCUCUCUUGUUCUCAGCAUUUCUCCCUAAAGUAGUGAGGAGUGGCCCUCUGCCCCGGCAGCUGUGGGAGAUCUUCCUUCUCAAUGAAGGCCAGAUGGACUACCUCAGCUUACCUGGCCUUGAUGAAAAUGAGUUGCACCUUCCAGUUGAGGGUAAAAGACAUCUGUUUGAAAGAGCAGCAACAUUCAUGCAGAAGAGAACGACAAAGGUUAAUGUCUGCCUCCACUGGGAAAGGAAAACUCCAGUCUGCCAGAGUCUGUGCAGGUUCUUCUUUGAGGCUUUGCCACACAUCCGCUCACUCAGCUUCAGGAUGCCCUGCAGAGGUUCAGGACUACAGGACCAGCAGCAAUGCCUUGGAACACUGCAGAGGGAAGAAAGGCAGCUGUUACUAGAUUUUUGCCUGAAAGUAGCACUUUACAAAGAAGAAAACAUUCAUGAUGUCGUGAAUAUCCUCCUCUCAUUGUUUUCUGUUAACACUGAGCUACAUAACAUCCUUCUUGAUUUUUAUCAACAUGUCAAGAAGGAAGAUUUUCCAGAUGUCAUUCCAAAACUAAGAAACUGUUCCAGUCAGCUCCUGCAGUCUGGACCAUAAACCUCUCAGAGAGAAAGACCUCCAUCCUUCUGGAAGUGCUGAAACUCCAAUCAGAGAAGAAACAAGUGGAGCUGAGAGGCUUCUCAGAUGAAGAGAGUGAAGUGAGGAGUUUCCUACAGUGUCUGCCUUAUAUCUCACAGCUCAGUUUAUCUUGGUCCUUGAUAUGCUCAGGUGAAGCAAAGCUAUUUGGGAAUCUGUUGUGUGCAGCAGCAGAGAGAGAACAGCAGACAGGAGAGAAGAUACUGGAGCUGUUGUCAUCACUGUGCAGAUAUGAAACAUUCCCUUUUCAUCACCUGGAUUAUGAGUAUUAUCAGAGUGAUUUCCUGCUGGAUCUGUUCUCCCACCUGAAGGACUAUGAGACUAAAACAGGCCUGAGUGUCCUUCCAUCAUUACAGUCAGUUUUCCAGUCAGCUCCUGCAGUCUGGACCAUAGACCUCUCAGAGAGAAAGACCUCCAUCCUCCUGGAAGUGCUGAAACUCCAACCAGAUGUUACACUCCGUCUAGGGAGCAGAACCUAACAUAAAUAACCCACACCCAAACAAGGUAUAAGUUCAGAAAAUAAUACAGUUCUAUUUAACAACAACCAAAAUGUGCAAUUAUAUACAGUGAAUUGGUGCGGUAUCUACAAGUGAUGAAGCGUGGCUUCAGGUUGAGCCCAGGCCUAAAAUAACAAACAAAACACCGAUCUAAACUCAAGGGUCCGAAACUUUCUAAUCCCUACUGAAAAGAAAAGAAACAAAAAUACAAGUACUGAUCCUAACUCCCUAACCUAAGUCAAAACAGGAGAAAACAGUAUUAAAGAAAAAGGCAGCUCACCCCUACUGCUUCCUUAAACACAGGCACUCUUGCUCUGGUUACCCAGAGCACAAGCACUCUCACAAACACUCUAGCACGCAGGCCAACAAACACACUCUAACAAUGUUAACACCAAUCUUUCACAGAAUAACUUUACAAUCUCAAACGAAGUAGCGCCUAAGUGACAGCAGUUCCACCCGUCCUCUGGAGUCACCGGCUUUUGUAGUCCCCGCCUUCGAUAAUGCCAAUCACUCGCUGCCACGCCAGGGAUGCAGAGCCAAUGAGACGCGGGAGCCACACGAUCUUUGGAUCAGGACAGGAGCACUCACUCUGCAUAGAAGAAAAAAACACACAUGCACCUGCAGUGCAAAUGAAAUGACGGCAGCAGCCGUAACACCAGAGAAGAAACAAGUGGAGCUGAUAGACUUCUCAGAUGAAGAGAGCGAAGUGAGGAGUUUCCUACAGUGUCUGCCUUAUAUCUCACAGCUCAGCUGUGACCCAAAGUUCUUCCAGGAUGUCUGCUCAUGCAUCUCUGUCAGAUCCAGAGAAGAGGCUAAGCAGCUGGUCUCUCUGCUGCAGCUGCUGGGGUUCACCCUGCUGUUAACAGGAGGGUUAAGCACCAGAUACUGCCAGUCGGUGGGGACAGUUCUGGGACUCUGUGGCUCUGAUGUGGAUCUCAUCCUCAAACCAGGACAGAUGUUUGUCGGAGAAGCCUCCCUCCUCUUUAGUUCUACAAUACAACUGCACAGUCUGACGCUUUCCCAUGACAACGCCUUGCUACUGUGUGAAUGGGUAGGAAAAGGGAGAGUGGCCUGUUCAGUGACUAUUGAAGAGCUUUCUCUCUCCCCUCUGACAGCCCGUCCAUCUGAGAAAGUGUCGUUGAAGGUUGUCAGUGGUUUGGCGUCGCUGCUGAGCUACUGGAAAAUCAGCUGGUUAAACCUGACUGAGUCCUGUGGUCCUGCUCUGAGUCUCAUUCCACUGCUGCUUCAUGAUGGCCCUCUAACAAUCAGACUGAGUGAGGACACUGUCCAGCAGUUCCUCUUCCUCCUCCAUGAAAACCAGGACGGGGACUUGACUCGGUCCUUCUUGAUCAAGGUUGGUGGAGACCUGAGCUCCUGCUGUCUGAACUGGGAGCUUCUUCACUUUCUGCUGCAGCAGUCGUCAGCUCAGACCAUCACUGUGAACCUGAAGAAGAACAGCUUCUUAGAGGAGAGCAUCACACGUCUGCUUCCCUUCCUGGACAGGGUUGUGUUGAAAACAUUCUAUAUUUGUUAUUGUGGCUUGUUUUCCCGAAACAAACUGGUGAUAAACUUUGUGCUUCCAGGCCCAGUCCCAGCUUUGUGUUGACUGCCAUCAGUGAGAUCUAUCAUGCUGGUGCCAUUCCCAGUAUACCCAGUUUACUGAGGUCACUGAAUCAUGCAUGUGAUCAGCCUGACCUGCAGAGAGAUGGACUCUGUGGACUGUGCUGCACUGAUCUUCACCCUCAGACACAGUGACAAAGUUAAACUGAACCUCAUGUGGACGUCCAUACCAGCAGGGGAAGUAAAGUCCAUCAUCUUGAUGCUGGACAAAGUUUCUCAACUGAGUGUUGACAGGAAGCUGCUGCUGAGGUUGGUCCACUGUUGUGUUUCCUCUGACGUCCAGCAGGAGGCAGCGGUCGUCCUGCUCAGGUCUCUGCAGCACACACUGGAUCUGUCCUGCUCCUCCUGUGUGGAGCUGUUAGAACAGGAUCAGAGUGACACUGUCAGUCUGACUGCUGAUGACUGCAGGGCCGUCUCCACCAUCCUGAGACACAGCAGCAGCCGGGACACACAGCUCAUCCUGCAGGACUGUGAGGUGGAGGACAGUGGACUGGACCUGUUGUUUUCUGUCCUAGACAGAGUCUGCCUCAGAGCCAGUAAAGCUGUCCUCCUCCAGCUGGUGUCCCUGGUCCCUGUGAACAGUGAGAGGGACUCGGUGAGACGGGCAGAGUCCCUCUGUAGAGCUCUGAAUGCAGAGCUGGACCUCAGUCACAGCUCCCUGGAUCAGAGGACCUGUGAAGCCUUGGCCCUGAUGCUGGACUUCAGUCACUGUCAGCUCACAGACCAGCAGCUGCUCUCACUCUGCUCACAGCUGCACAAAGUACAAGUCCUGGAUCUGAGUCACAACAACAUCACUGAUGCUUCGACUGACACGUUACUCCAACUGGUCUCCAUCAACCCCGCCAUUCAAACUGUGCAACUCUUCAGAAACAACAUUGUGGACAGAACCUCCUUUCAGAAAGACAAGCGGUUUGAAAUCUGGUGAACCAGUCAUCAGUGGGAUGCUAUUAACUGUUUCAAGUCUAAUGAUCUUUGGAAGAAAGUAUUACCUGUAGUACUUUGAUUUUUUUAUUCAGGCAAAACAAAUAGAAGCCAACACUGUUACCUCAGUGACAACUGUGUUUUUUAAUAUUGUGAUAACGAUUUUCUGGGAUGAAUGUUUAGCUCAAAUUAACAAGGCAAAAAAAGCAGAGAUUAUAGUAAAUUAUCUUAAAAGAAUAAUCUUAAAAGUGUAAAUAUGAGUAUAUUUUUUAGUUGACUUUUUAAAUGGAAAAAAUGUUCAUUUCCUCUUUCCGUUCUCCUUUCCUCAUUAAAAUACCUCUUUUCCUGCAAACUGCAGUAAUCAGCGUUUUCUUGACUUUUGGUUUCACAGAAUAAAAUCUGAGUCAACCAGUUACCAGCUGAGUGACUUUGUGUCACAAACAGACCUCGUUCUAAGACUCAGCUAUUCUAAAAUGUU
This is a messenger RNA of Centropristis striata (black sea bass), 4343 nucleotides long. RefSeq lists its product as uncharacterized. Gene Ontology annotation, molecular function: protein binding. The record is from RefSeq and is a predicted model, not a curated record. The transcript is spliced from 11 exons. Lineage: Eukaryota; Metazoa; Chordata; Actinopteri; Perciformes; Serranidae. The coding region runs from base 3000 to 3869 and encodes 289 amino acids.